Nanorana parkeri is the source of this 892-nucleotide messenger RNA. RefSeq names its product stromal cell derived factor 2 like 1 (gene SDF2L1). Lineage: Eukaryota; Metazoa; Chordata; Amphibia; Anura; Dicroglossidae. The record is from RefSeq and is a predicted model, not a curated record. The transcript has 3 exons. Bases 69 to 716 code for a protein of 215 amino acids.
UGACGAUUGGCUGUCUGGAAGUGUUGAGGGAAGUUACUGGUAAGACAGACUGACGUGCCGGGGAAGCGAUGCCACCAGCGGGGUUCGGGCUGCUGUUGCUCGGUGUGUUCUGCCUCUGGUGCCCGGGGCUGGGGAGCGAAGAGGCGGAGUACGUAACGUGCGGAUCCGUGGUGAAGCUGCUCAAUACUCGGCACAAUGUGCGGCUCCACUCCCACGAUGUCAAGUACGGCUCAGGAAGCGGGCAGCAGUCCGUCACUGGAGUGGAGUCCUCAGAUGAUGCAAACAGCUACUGGAGGAUAAGGGCAAAGGUCGGUGAAGUGUGUCCCCGCGGAGAGCCAAUAAAGUGUGGGCAAACCAUUCGCCUUACCCAUGUGAAUACUGGGAAGAACCUGCACUCGCACCAUUUCUCAUCCCCCCUCUCAAACAAUCAGGAAGUAAGUGCCUUUGGAGAGAAUGGGGAAGGAGACGACAUGGACACUUGGGCAGUGCAGUGUAGCGACAGUGUUUGGGACCGUGAAGACACAGUGCGUUUCAAGCAUGUUGGAACCAGCAUGUACCUGACCGUUACAGGCGAACAAUACAGUCAUCCAAUCCGAGGACAGAGAGAAGUACAUGGCAUGACAAGUGCCAAUGCUCACAACUACUGGAAGGUGAUGGAGGGUGUGUUCAUCAAACCAAGCCUCCCUCCAGGGGCAGGAAGGCAUGAUGAGCUAUGAAAUAAAUGUGGAGUUCUGGUUGAAGACCAUAUUGAUAAAUGCUGACUUGAAGAUUUGCUCGUCCACUGGAUUGCCUUGAUACAGACCAGUGGGACUGGACUAUUUUGUUACAUUUUUCUAAGAGUUGGAACACUGCACAUGUACACAGUUGAGCAAGAAUGUGUUCUAUGUAAAAA